Molecule: messenger RNA, 1597 nt
Organism: Cydia pomonella (codling moth)
Lineage: Eukaryota; Metazoa; Arthropoda; Insecta; Lepidoptera; Tortricidae
Exons: 4
Coding region: 243-713 (156 amino acids)
Source: RefSeq, a predicted model, not a curated record
GGGAGCGGCAUUCUAACUUACAAAAAUUAUUUUAACCUGAUAUCGAUUUGACAUCAGACAUCACUCAUAUUCACCGUCAACAUACAACGAGUGAGAUGCACCGAAAGUAAUGACACAAUAUCAAAUCAAGAUUUUUAAAGCUUGAAUGCUUCUGGAGCCCACUGCCCACCAUUCGAAGAUUUCGAAGUCAGUCAGUCGGUUGGCCAGUGUGUAAAGUGAACGCGCGUGAAAUUAAAUUCAAGAUGAACUUGGACGCCAAAAGUCAUGUCAUAACACUGUUUCUGAUUUCCAACUCUUUUAAUGGGUUUGGCUUUGGCCUCUUCCUAUUCGCCUUCGGCGUUGGGAGCGGGGUCGUCGUGGGCAUGACCCAAGGGUUUACAAUAUGCAUAGCGAUCGGUGCCGCAAUUAUCGGUCUGACUGUAGUCGGCUACACUGGAGCUAUAACACAGCACAAGAAGAAACUGGACUCGUACGCGUCGGGGAUGGUAAUGCUGACGGCGGCCGAGAUAGUGCACUUGGUGGUGUUGAGCAACUCACCCUUUCUGCGUGCCGAUGACGUCGGUCUGAGAGCAUAUUUUAUAACCAUGGUCUUCAUUAUCUGCACAUCGAUUGUGUCAAUGAUGUUGGCGUGGACCAUGUCCUAUCGCAUCAGCCACGCCCGUGCGAUACCCGCAUUCACUGAGAAAAACGGUCAGCAAAAUUUGCAAGCAUAGACCAUCCCACAACGCAACGUCACCACGACCCACACUUAUUUUUUAUUGUAGGUAUUAUGGGUACUAGUAAAUUUGAGGUUUGUUUUGUAGAUUUUAAGUAUGUUUAUGUCUAAGGACCAGUAGUAACUUAGGUAAGUACGCCAUUUUCGUUUAAGAGGAAAGAGGACGGCCGAUUUUCCAUACAAACGUAGUCCCCAUUUUCCUCUCUGGAUAUUGACAUUUUGGAAAAUAUUUAUCCAUAAUUUGAUGUCUAUUAACCAUAGCCAGGGGGGCGAAACUGUUCCUUUUGGUCAUUCCUGGCUCUGGGGGCCUACCCCGAACAUCGAAGUUCGUCAAUUGCGGGCAUUUUUCUCUGUCACUCUAAUUACGUCUUAGUGAGAGUAAAAGAGAAAGAUCCCCGCAAUUGGCGAAUUUCGGUUUUCGCGCUAGGCCCCCUGUUCGGCUCAGCAUCGCUUCGAGAUUUUUUUUCGAUUUUUUAUUAUUAUUAAAAUUAGGAGUGAAAAACAGAUUUCACACAAUUUAUUAAAUGCGUCCAACUUCUAAAAUAAUUAAACAAUAAACAUACGAAAAAAACGUAGGGGCAUAGCUGUGGUUGAUAUACAACAGAUUGUGUCAAAAUAUUCUCAAUAAUGUUAAUAUCUAGGGAGGAAAAUGAGGACUACGUUUGUAUGAAAAGGCGAUUUCGCGCGGGUCCUUCAUUGUCGUCUUAAUUGAUUUGUGAUUUUUUUAAUAUAGGUACUUAAUUGAUAAGAUAACUGUAACUGCAUGCAUUGAGACUUUUUAAAUUCGUACAUACCUACGUAUUAAAAAUAUUCUUUAGUUAUGUCUUAAAUCAUUUAUUUUGUACUUCAUUUUAUUCAAAUUAAAGUUCAUUUAGAAACGUA